CGGGGCUCACCGCCCAGCCCGGGCUCCAUCCCCGCCCCGUCCCCGCCUCCACCGAGGUCGGGGCGGCCCCGAGCCUUCCGCUUCCCGCUGCCACCGCCCCGCCAUGGAGGCCGGGCAGGGCCCCGGCGGCGGGGAGGUGGGGGAGCCCCACGAGAAUGUGGCACCUAAGCCUUACGUGCCGACGGAGGAGGAACGCAGGCUCCUCAAGGAGUGCGCUGACGAGAGCGCCCGGUACCGAGCUUUUCCUUUGGCUGCAGCGAGCAUGCUUGCUACUACUUUCUUAAUCAAAAAAGGUAUUCUAAGAGAGACCUCAAGAUUUGGCUCUUUUACUAAAGUUGCAUUUGCAGGAACGUGUGGAUACCUUGCUGGAAAGAUAUCCUACUUGCCAAUCUGUAGCGAGAAAUUUAAGAAACUGAAGGACUCCCCAAUAGGAGAUGUUCUACGACAAGCUCAGAGACAUAGUUCGCAUUCCCGUUCCAGCCGGAAAUCUGAAUUUUCAGAUACACCUUCUCAGUCGUUUACUGAACCUUCUUCUCCAAGAGCUGGAUUCCCACUUUCUUCUACAUAUUCAGAUGAUUAUAGCUCAACAGACAGAGGCCUCUCUAGCUACGAACCAGUUCCAUUCAGUGCUUCCCUGAAUGAAUCUUCGCCUACAGGAAUCACUGAUUAUGCUGUGCAAGAACCUGCUCCACUUCCAGAAGAAGGUCGUAAAAAAAAAACUGUCACAUAUGAAGAAUUAAGGAAUAAACACAGAGAAACGUACGAAGUAAUGGUACCACCAAAGGCAGAAACUCCAAUCAAGUUGCCACAGGAAAAACCAGCUAAGGAAGUUAAAGUAAAUAAAUAUGGAGAUACCUGGGAUGAGUAAGAACUGAAUGAAGAACUGAAGAAAAAUAUCUCCUGUCAGCCAACUUGAACUUCAUCUAUAUCAGUCAUGAAUACUGGCACCAUUGAUGUGUUCUGUCAGGCACAGUUACUAAUAAAUGAGGAAAUCUUGACUUGCCAAAAUAUUUAAAAAUAAGUAUUUAGGCUGAAGAUUCUUUUUUAUUUUGCAUAAAUGACAAGCCAGGGUAUUGUGAGGUGUCAUGAUUGUAAACCAUUAGUGCUAUUGUUCAAGAAUGAAAAAGCUAACUAGCAAUAACUAAUAUAAAUGUACAAGAAGGGGUGAAAUGUGUGUAAAUAAAAGCAAUUAUAUGUAUUGGGAAGGGAAAGAUAACACAAUCUUCCAAAACUUUGAAGAUUUGCAUUAAAAGUUACCUGUAGAAAUAACCUCUCACUUUUUGUCUGAAAGUAUGCUGGAAACCUCAGAAUGUUAUCAUACUUAGUAAUGGUUGGAAUAACACUGAAUUAUUAGGAGAAAAAGGGUAGAGGAAACUAGCCGAAUACAGGAGUAACCAUACAGAACAGGACUUUUCUUUUUCAAAGCUCUCUCUGGGUGGCAGUUGUGGUUUUAGACUGGUCUUCUGACUUGCCCACUCCGGGUCUCUUAGGACAGUCAAUGCAGAAUACAAUGAAUGAAACUGCAGAAAUUUAAUAUAGCUCUAAUUUAAGUGCAGGAGGCUAAACUGGACAAACUGUUAAAAGUUUGAUAUCUUGACUUAAUUUUUGUGCAUUGUCCUUCUUCUCCAUUUGUGCAUGCCAUGGCAAAAAACAAAACAAAACACUUGAGACUGUUCACAAAGAAAAGAUCCUGAUAAUGGAGUAUUGCACUGUUAUUACCUGUAAGAACUGAGCUACAUUGGCAAAACUACUGAAAAAUAUUUCCUAAUGUUUGCAUCCCCUGCUCUGUCUCAAAACACUAUUGUUUUUUUCUGUCCAUUAGAUACUCAUUUUCAGCUGUGCUGUUUAAUCUCACAGCAUUGUUUUUGUUUUGACUCAUAGGCUAUAGGUGAGCAUAAACCAUGAUGAAGUUAAUAGCAUAAAAAGCAUUGCUGGCAUUUUGUUGGAGAUGAAAAAUAGCCUACCAAGAAGAAAGUUCUUGACUGUAUUGAUUUAGUGGACUAGCAGCACAGAGCAGCAUGAACAGGAAGAUAAUUUUAGGUAGGUAAAGAACAAUCAGCUGAAAUGGGAGGGAGAAAAUGACUAAAAGAUGAGAGAAUGCUUUAAGAGACAAGUACUAUUUAUAAUCAUCAAAACAGGAAGAUUGCUAUCAGAUAAACAGAGAGAGAGAGAGGAUUGUGCUAAUCGGGUAAGCUUGAAGUUGUAUCAGAAAUUUAACUUAGAGAGAAUGCUUUUUUUGCCCGUGAUGACACCAUGAUGAGAACUUUGAAAAUACAGAAAGCUUGCUAGAGUUACGUUACUGUAUAUUUCUUAGUGCACCAUUUCAAAGCUGACUGGAUUUAUCAUGAAAAAAUAAAGUUUCCUGGUAGUGAGUUACCCAAGUAACAGGAGGCAGGAGAUUUAGCUGAUUAAAAUAGAGCAGAUUAGAAGAAAUGAUUUUUCUGUUAAAAGAAUGAAAAUUUUGGACAAAUAAAAAGUCCCCAAGCUGUUGAUACAAAAA
Messenger RNA from Anas platyrhynchos (mallard), 2500 nucleotides. RefSeq names its product OCIA domain-containing protein 1. Gene Ontology annotation, cellular component: endosome. The record is from RefSeq and is a predicted model, not a curated record. NCBI's taxonomy places the organism in Eukaryota, Metazoa, Chordata, Aves, Anseriformes, Anatidae.